AUUUCCUCCUACGGUGGAUGCGGACGCGGGGAGGAGGAGAGCCCCAGAACGGAGAACACAUAGCGACUCCGAAGAUCAGCCCCAAUGAACAUGUCAGUGUUGACUUUACAAGAAUAUGAAUUCGAAAAGCAGUUCAACGAGAAUGAAGCCAUCCAAUGGAUGCAGGAAAACUGGAAGAAAUCCUUCCUGUUUUCUGCUCUGUAUGCUGCCUUUAUCUUUGGCGGUCGGCACCUAAUGAACAAGCGGGCGAAGUUUGAACUGAGGAAGCCGUUAGUGCUCUGGUCUCUGACCCUCGCAGUCUUCAGUAUAUUCGGUGCUCUUCGAACUGGUGCUUAUAUGGUGUACAUUUUGAUGACCAAAGGCCUGAAGCAGUCAGUUUGUGACCAGAGUUUUUACAAUGGACCGGUCAGCAAAUUUUGGGCGUAUGCAUUUGUGCUAAGCAAAGCACCGGAACUAGGAGAUACAAUAUUCAUUAUUCUGAGGAAGCAGAAGCUCAUCUUCCUGCACUGGUACCACCACAUCACUGUGCUCCUAUACUCCUGGUACUCCUACAAGGACAUGGUCGCCGGGGGUGGUUGGUUCAUGACUAUGAACUAUGGCGUGCACGCCGUGAUGUACUCUUACUAUGCCUUGCGAGCGGCGGGUUUCCGAGUCUCCCGGAAGUUUGCCAUGUUCAUCACCUUGUCCCAGAUCACUCAGAUGCUGAUGGGCUGUGUCGUUAACUACCUGGUCUUCUACUGGAUGCAGUAUGACCAGUGUCACUCCCACUUCCAGAACAUCUUCUGGUCCUCACUCAUGUACCUCAGCUACCUUGUGCUCUUCUGCCACUUCUUCUUUGAGGCCUACAUCGGCAAGAUGCGGAAAACCACGAAGGCUGAGUAGCGCUGGGACUGAGGAGGAAGCCAUAGCUCAGGGUCAUCCAGAAAAAUAAUAGACAAAAGAAAAUGGCACAAGGAAUCACACAUGGUGCAGCUACAACAAAACAUAUGAGCAAACACAAAACCCGAGGCAGCUUAGGGAUAAUUAGGUUGACUUAACCCAGUAAGUUUAUGAUCCUUUUUGGGUGAGGACUCACUGAGUGCACCUCUAUCUCAAAGGACCGCUGCUAGACGACCCCAUUCCCUCUUUAUCUGUCAACUUUGAAACAAAUGAAAGCAAAAGUGAGCCAGAGGCAGAGCGAGAGAGACAUAGAUGGUAAACAACAGCUAUUAACACCGUAUGAAAAGUAUUUACAAAGUGUUAUAUUUCUCUAAGGAUGAAAGAAGUUUACUUUAAAAACUGCAAGCAUCUGCACACACACAAUCCUUUCUAAUCUUUUUGGCACGUAAUAAACUGGAGCCAAUAGAAUAAGUAAAAAUGGAAGACACACAGGGUGUACAUCUGGAACAUUCAUGCUUUUGCAAAAAUUAAAGCCUUUUUAAGAAAGGUUCGUAGCUGUAGCCCCCAUGAGAAAAGAUGUCUUAAUCACCUCUUAUGAAAACUGAUGUAGACAAGUAUAUUUCAGCUGGUGUUUUCCUCUUAGCAACACAGGCUCGGGCGAACCGGUGUGCCAAGACCAAACAGGGCCACAGUAUUUUCCCAGGUUCCUCCCGGGAGGUUGGAAACAAAGCAGCUCAGUGCCGAAUGGAGCCGCUUCGACUCCGAACGUUUCUGGUGGUUGUAACAGUCAUUUCUGCUCUUAAAUGAUAUGGAGCAUUGUCCUUGGUUCUGGUACCCCAGGCUUUUCAAAAGAAGAGUAAACGGGAUAGAAAAGGUAACGGUCAACCGAAUGGUUUGAAAAUGGAUUCUGUAGUACAUGUAAAAAUGUUCAGCCCUGUAUCA
Molecule: messenger RNA, 1821 nt
Organism: Molossus molossus (Pallas's mastiff bat)
Lineage: Eukaryota; Metazoa; Chordata; Mammalia; Chiroptera; Molossidae
Gene: ELOVL6
Product: ELOVL fatty acid elongase 6
Exons: 5
Coding region: 85-882 (265 amino acids)
Biological process (GO): very long-chain fatty acid biosynthetic process; fatty acid elongation, polyunsaturated fatty acid; sphingolipid biosynthetic process
Cellular component (GO): endoplasmic reticulum; endoplasmic reticulum membrane
Molecular function (GO): fatty acid elongase activity
Source: RefSeq, a predicted model, not a curated record